Chanos chanos (milkfish) is the source of this 3630-nucleotide messenger RNA. It is a transcript of the gene man2a2, whose product is annotated as mannosidase, alpha, class 2A, member 2. NCBI's taxonomy places the organism in Eukaryota, Metazoa, Chordata, Actinopteri, Gonorynchiformes, Chanidae. The coding region runs from base 1 to 3531 and encodes 1176 amino acids. Gene Ontology annotation, cellular component: Golgi membrane. Gene Ontology annotation, molecular function: carbohydrate binding; alpha-mannosidase activity. Gene Ontology annotation, biological process: N-glycan processing; mannose metabolic process; protein deglycosylation. The transcript is spliced from 23 exons. The record is from RefSeq and is a predicted model, not a curated record.
AUGAAGCUAAGGAAGCAGGUGACUGUGUGUGGAGGAGCCAUCUUCUGCGUGGCUGUGUUCUCUCUUUACCUGAUGCUGGAUCGGGUCCAGCACGACCCUGCACGGAGACAGAGCGGUGGUAAUUUUCCGAGGAGCCAGAUUUCGGUGUUGCAGAACCGGAUCGAGCAGCUGGAACAGCUCCUGGAGGAGAAUCACCAGAUCAUCAGCCACAUUAAAGACUCCGUGCUGGAGCUGACCGACACUGGCGCCGUUUCACCCAAUGGACACCUCCCCUUCCGCAGCGCCAACGGAUCCUGGGUCCUGCCCUUUGACGGGAGGCCCACGUUCCUCUCCGUCAAACCGCUGGACUGUCAGUUCGCCCUGGCCCGCAGGGGUCAGGCUGACCUCCAGAUGUUGGAUGUGUACUCAUUGCUUAGCUUUGAUAAUGUGGACGGUGGAGUGUGGAAACAGGGAUUCGACAUAACCUAUGACCCUACGGAGUGGGACAGUGAACCACUCCAGGUUUUUGUUGUGCCGCAUUCUCACAAUGACCCAGGCUGGAUCAAAACCUUUGACAAAUAUUACUACGACCAGACACAGCACAUCUUCAACAACAUGGUGGUUAAACUCCAGGAGGACCGACGCAGAAAGUUCAUCUGGUCUGAAAUCUCUUUCUUCGCCAAGUGGUGGGAGAGCGUGGACAUUCACAAACAGGAAGCCAUGCGCAAGCUAAUCCACAGUGGACAGAUGGAGGUAGUGACGGGUGGCUGGGUGAUGACGGAUGAAGCCAACGCUCACUACUUCGCUAUGAUCGACCAACUUAUCGAGGGCCAUCAGUGGCUGGAGAAAAACAUCGGUGUGACUCCACGCUCGGCCUGGGCGGUAGACCCGUUUGGACACAGUGCGACCAUGUCCUAUCUGUUGAAGAGAUCCAAUCUGACAAGUAUGCUCAUUCAGAGAGUCCAUUACUCCAUUAAGAAGCACUUUGCGUCCACACGCAGUCUGGAGUUUAUGUGGAGACAGGCGUGGGACCCAGCGUCCAGCACAGACAUAUUUUGUCACAUGAUGCCAUUCUACAGUUACGACGUCCCUCACACGUGCGGCCCUGACCCAAAGAUCUGCUGCCAGUUUGACUUUAAGAGGUUGCCAGGCAGCAGAGUCAACUGCCCCUGGAAGGUUCCGCCUCGUGCCGUCACCGACGGCAACUUGGCAGAGAGGGCUCACCUCCUGUUGGAUCAGUACCGCAAAAAAUCCAAACUGUUUCGAAGCAAAGUGCUGCUGGUACCGCUGGGUGAUGAUUUUCGCUACGACAAAGCAUUGGAAUGGGAUCAGCAGUACCAGAAUUACCAAAAACUCUUUGACUACAUGAACUCUCACUCAGAGAUGCACGUCCAGGCCCAGUUUGGAACACUGACAGACUACUUUGACGCUCUCUAUAAGACCUAUGGGGUUGCUCCAGGAACCAGACCCCCGGACUACCCCGUCCUGAGUGGAGAUUUCUUCGCCUACGCAGAUCGUGAGGACCACUACUGGAGCGGUUACUAUACCUCACGACCUUUCUACAAGAACCUGGACCGGAUCCUGGAAUCUCAUCUCAGAGGGGCAGAGAUCCUCUACAGUCUGGCUGUGGCACACGCUCGCCAUGCUGGCAUGGAAGGACGUUACCCCACCUCUGAUUAUUCACUUCUGACUGAUGCCCGCCGAAACAUCGCCCUCUUCCAGCACCAUGACGCCAUUACGGGCACUUCAAAGGAGGUGGUAGUGAUUGACUAUGGGAACAGGCUGCUUCGCUCUCUGAUUGGUCUAAAGCGUGUCAUUAUAAACGCUGCCCAUUUUCUCAUCAUGAAGAACAAGGACAUAUACCGUUUCUACCAGACCGAGCCCUUCCUGGAGACAGACGAUAGGCGUGCCACACAGGACUCCCUUCCCCAACGUACACUCAUUGAGUUGGAAUCGUCUCCCAGGUAUGUGGUGCUGUUUAACCCUGUGGAGCAGGAGCGUCUGUGUGUGGUGACAGUGUUGGUGAAUUCAGCGCGGGUUCGAGUCCUCACCGAAGAUGGACAGACUCUCCCAGUGCAGCUCAGCGCUCAGUGGAGCUCCGCUAUUCAGAUGAGUGCUGAGGUUUACCAGGCUUCGUUUAUGGCUCGUCUCCCUGCUCUGGGAUUGGCUGUUUUCCAUUUGUAUGACUCUGCCGAUUCUCCGAUGACGCUCCGCUCGGACACUGUCCUGAGGGUUCCCAGUCAUGGUCAGACGAUCCGGGGAGUGGACCCCCUCCCCUUACGCUCACAGAUGGCUGAUUCCCAGCCCUUCUACAUCCACAGCCAGUCCCUUACCCUGGGCUUCUCUGGAACCACUGGACUCCUGGAGAGUAUCAGGCGGAAAGACGACCCUCAGGAGGUCAGAGUUCAGAUACAGUUCCUCAUCUAUGGAACACGCUCCUCUAAGGAUAAGAGUGGAGCAUAUCUCUUCUUACCAGAUGGAAACGCCAAGCCGUACACUCAAAGAGAACUUCCUAUAGUGCGUGUGGUUGAAGGUCCUCUGUUUGCUGAGGUGGUGGCUCAUUACCAACACUUCCAACAGACUAUACGCAUACACAAUGUACCAGGAGUGGAUGGGCUUUCUCUGGACAUUACAGUCAUGGUGGACAUCAGGGACCAGACCAAUAAGGAGUUAUCUAUGCGUAUAGUCACAGACAUUCAGAGUGAAGACACUUUCUACACAGACCUGAACGGAUACCAGAUCCAGCCCAGACGGUAUUUCCAGAAACUUCCACUGCAGGCUAAUUUCUACCCCAUGCCUUCUAUGGCCUACAUACAGGACAGUCAGUACCGGUUAACUCUACACACUGCUCAAGCCCUUGGUGUCAGCAGCCCGGCCAGUGGUCAGCUGGAGGUGAUCCUGGACCGCCGGCUGAUGCAGGAUGAUAACCGUGGGUUGGGACAGGGUCUGAAGGACAAUAAGAGAACAGCCAACCGCUUCCGCCUCCUGCUGGAGAGGAGGACCGGCAGUAACAGGCACACGGGCUCUUAUGCCAAAGUCAGCUCCCUGAUACACUCUAUCAUCGCCCACAUCCUAGGAGACCGCAAGAAAGAGGCUGUAGAUGGUGGACCAACCAGCUUCCCUUCACUGCUCAGUCACAUGACAUCUGCCAUCCUAAACCAUGAGGUGCUGGCACUGCCUGUGAUACCCAAAAAGCGUGGUGUACCUCCUCUCCGCACCUUUGCCCCUCUGGCAGCCACCAUGCCAUGUGACUUUCACCUUGUCAACCUCCGAAGCAUCCAGAGUCAGAGUGCCCACUCCCCGUCUCCGUUCACGGCUCUGAUUCUCCACCGUAAGGGUGUGGAUUGUGGUCUGGAGGCUCAGAAUCCUGGCUUUAACUGUACGACCACACAAGGACAGCUGUCGAUUUCUGGACUUUUCCGAGGUUUAGAGCUCCAGUUGUUGCAGCCCAUGUCUCUGUCUCUGAUGUACUCAGCUGCUCCCCUGGCCAAUGACUCCACUGUCACUCUGGAUCCCAUGGAGAUUUCUGCUUACAAGCUCAAACUGCACUAAACCUUGGCACACACAGCAGAGCCGCACAGAGCUGGCUGUCUUUGCAAACCCAGAGCAGGCCCCUAAGCCAGCGUUACAGGCUUCUGCUACACGCACACA